Messenger RNA from Saccostrea cuccullata (small rock oyster), 836 nucleotides. RefSeq names its product L-asparaginase 1-like. Gene Ontology annotation, molecular function: asparaginase activity. Lineage: Eukaryota; Metazoa; Mollusca; Bivalvia; Ostreida; Ostreidae. The record is from RefSeq and is a predicted model, not a curated record. The coding region runs from base 136 to 735 and encodes 199 amino acids. The transcript is spliced from 8 exons.
AUUCCAAUAUUCAAUAUUGGUAGUGAUGCAGCUAACAACUUCGAAAAAGCUGUCCUGGUUGCUGGAACAUUGAAGAUUCCAGAGGUUACACUAUGCUUCAACAACAAAUUAUUCAGGGGAAAUAGAACAAGAAAAAUGAAUACAACAGACUUUGACGCUUUCGAUUCUCCAAACUUUCCACCUCUCGCAGUUUUUAGUGGACAAAGACGUUUGUCUGGCGCGGUGAACUGGAAUCUUGUUUUAAAACCUGUUUUAACACGAGGCACCGGCAAGGAGCUAAUUUUAUGUACAAACAACAAUACUGCUACUGAAAAUGUGAAUGUACUGUAUAUCUAUCCAGGCAUAACUGAAAAUGCAAUGAAUUUCGUGCCUAGUGCUCUUAUUCUACGUUCAUUUGGAGCUGGAAAUGUUCCAGAUAUAGUUCUUCAGACAUUAAAAACUUGGAAGAACUCUGUACUCGUUGUCAACAUUUCACAGUGUGAAGGUGGCAGUGUUAGUUCUACAUAUGCUAUUGGAACAGAACUUGAAGGUAUUGGUGUUGUAAACGGAGGUGAUAUGACGUUUGAGGCAGCAUACACUAAGCUCUACAUAGCAUGCAUAUUAAAAGCAGAGAUAUCUGAUAGAAAAAAAUAUUUUGAGGAGAUUAGUAAAGGAGAAAAAACAACACCAUCUUUGAGAGUUCAAGUAUUGGACUUAGUCCAUAUGUAUCGUCUCGCUGCAAAAUCAAAAGCCUGAAAAUAAUUUACAAAUGAGAGAAAUUGGACCAGACUGACUUUUUCAUAUCAAUAGUGAAAUUUGAGACGAAGAAUUGGAGUCUUUUAGCAAUGUUUUGUGUG